Molecule: messenger RNA, 2202 nt
Organism: Enterobius vermicularis (human pinworm)
Lineage: Eukaryota; Metazoa; Nematoda; Chromadorea; Rhabditida; Oxyuridae
Source: the annotation of a GenBank genome assembly
UAUUACCAUAUGGUUGAAGAAGGUCCUAGGGACGUCCAGCAUGCGGUCAAGUGUGAUCCUACGGGAAGUGUGGUAUCGAGAAGGCGGAUGACGUUCAGGCCCUACAGUAUACCUGUGUCAGGUGCUGCUCCCACACCUCAGCCGUCAUCGAGUUCAGGAAAUUCUGAGACGGAACAAACUACCUCUGGGUCAGCCCAAAUAAGUAAUUUGGGAAAGACAACGAGGAAGUGGGGGAUGUGGAGUAAUCUUGAAAUUAGUACUUUCUACGAUGGCAUUAAGCAGUUUGGUAAGGAUUUUGACCAAGUAGCAAAAUUAAUGGCUAAGAAGAAGAUGAACAAGGACAAAGAGCAAAUUCGGAACUAUUAUUAUAACUCCUUUAAGCUGCUCCGCUCAACUGCACAGUUUGAAGAUGAUGUGAUCAAUGAGUUCCCUCGUGAUGCUAGAGAGCUUUUCAUCGUUAUAAACGGUUUUGAAUGGAAGAAAAGAACUGAAGAUACGAAAAUUGAACCUGCGAAAUUGCGCCAACUUGUACUUGAGGGAUCAACUUCAUUGCGAAAUAAAAAAAAGAAGCAAAACCUGGUCAUUCGGACUCCAUUUUGCCCUUCGUUACAAAAAUUCUUUCCAGGCAAGAGAACUGAAGAACGAUUACCUUCUCAUGUGGUAAUUUGGCUUACUCCAAAAACGCAGGGUGAUCGGUAUUAUGUGGAAACGUGCGGGCAGAACCCUCUUUUAAGGAUUCGAAUUUCUGUAGGAGAGCAAAUUGCUCGUAUUUUUUUACUUUUGAAAGCAAAGUGGGUACACCGGAUUGCAAAACAGGAUAUUUUUCAACAAGAGGACAUUUCUUCCGAUACUGAAGAGUUGGACCUGGCUUUAUAUCCAGAUAAAACGACUAAAGUAGAAAGCGUCUUUUUAAAAUACUUGAAAGAGUCAUCAUCAUCUUUAAUCUCAUUAAAUAGGUUAAAAAAAGAACGCGUUUUAUCAUUUACGGAAACAUGCUACGACUCCGGUAAUUCCGAAAGUGGUGUUUGUCCUGCUAACUCGGUGGAAACAUCUGAACGAAAUACCGAGUCGGUUGUGGAAGAGACGGAUGAAGUACUUACUGAUGCGAACACCUUUACUUUAUCAGCAGUCCGAUUACGAUCUGGCUUAACUGAAAAAGUUGUUGGUAACGCCACAGUGACAGAACUGUUUUAUCUGUGUGGUAUGGAACGCGAUAUACGUUUGCAGUACUCUACUAAUCCUUUGAAAAGAAGCAGUGUCGAGCCUUGGAAUAUUUUUGUUUCUUUAAUAAAUCGUAAUUACGGGGAAAAUUUGUGCAAGGUUCUUUCUGAGCCAGACGAAGCGGAAAUCUCUCAUAGUUUUUCCCUAGUAGAAGAGGGGUCCCGAAAAAGGAGGGCAUCGUCUUCUGUUCAUUCUGAGGCCUUGAAGCAGCCACCAGUGAUUCCGACCAAACAGGUUCUUCCUGCUGCGUCUGAAACAAGUACUGAAGCUGCUGUUAUUGUGCAUGACCAUGUAGUUGAAUCUGAAAAUAACGCAUUCAAGCUACAGUUUGAAAGCAUGCAGCAGUCCAGAAAACGUGGAAGGUCACUGGUUCAGCGAGGAGCCCCUUCAAAACAGCCCGUUCAGCUUAGUUCAUUCGUCACAGCUUUAAAGCCUUCCGGUUCUGGUGUUUCUGGUCCUGACUGCUAUUUCGUCUCUGCUCAGGACUUAGCUAAUGCACAGCAGAAGAACAGUGGACAGCUUAUUGACUUCUCUUCAAUCGCAUCAGUGAAGAAAAAUUGUGGAGACUCAACGAACACAGUCAACACGUUUCAGAACUGUUUGACGAGUUCGACCCCGAACACAAGCUUUGCUGCAGAGGUGUUACCUUCAACUGGUUUCCACAACGAUGAGGCUGCGAAUGAUAGCUUUUUUUCACAAUUUGAAUCAGGAAUUGUUAUACCUAGUAGCAACGAUGGGCACUUGUUUAAUGCGAAAGCAGUGGAGUCAAACUCGACUCAUAAAACUUUAACAGAACUUAGUGCUGUAGAAUUCUCUGGUAACAGUUCGCAUAUAGACUUGACGCCGAUUAAAGGCACAAGCAACUUGCCAGAAGACGUUCGCCAUUCUUUCGAAAUGAUGAUGCAGCAGAACAGUGUAGACUACUGCCGCAAUUUUGAACAGUUGAUUACGUCAAUUGAAACCCCAAAGAAGUUGCCAUAA